Molecule: messenger RNA, 3955 nt
Organism: Engraulis encrasicolus (European anchovy)
Lineage: Eukaryota; Metazoa; Chordata; Actinopteri; Clupeiformes; Engraulidae
Gene: fnbp1l
Product: formin binding protein 1-like
Exons: 15
Coding region: 168-1802 (544 amino acids)
Biological process (GO): signal transduction
Molecular function (GO): protein binding
Source: RefSeq, a predicted model, not a curated record
CCAACUACUUCCUGUGCGAGCGCUAAAUCAGACAGACGGUUCCUCUUUGGAAUGGGCUCAGCAGCGCUCGGAGGAGGUUACACGACGACAGACGGUGAAGCAGUCUAGGAGUUUUGAACGGGAGAUACGUUGACAAUUGGAGAGUUUUGUCCGAAGAGCAACCAGCCAUGAGUUGGGGAACAGAUCUUUGGGACCAGUUUGAAAACCUCGACAAACACACACAAUGGGGCAUCGACUUCCUGGAGAGAUAUGCAAAAUUUGUGAAGGAACGGCUGGAAAUCGAACAGACAUAUGCAAAGCAAUUAAGGAACCUGGUGAAGAAAUACUGUCCGAAGCGCUCCAAAGACGAUGAACCCAGGUUCACGUCCUGCACAUCUUUCUACACCAUCCUGAACGAGCUGAAUGACUACGCAGGUCAGAGAGAGGUCGUUGCCGAGGAGAUGGGACACAAGGUGUACGGCGAGUUGAUGAGGUACUCAUCAGACCUCAAGUCAGAGCGGAAACAUCACCUCCAGGAAGGCAGGAAGGCACAGCAGUAUUUGGACCACUGUUGGAAACAGAUGGACAAUAGCAAAAAAAAGUUUGAACGGGAGUGCAAAGAAGCAGAGAAAUGCCAACAGCUGUUCGAGAGGUUGGACAAUGACAUCAACGCCACUAAGUCAGAAGUGGAAAAGGCCAAGGCCCAGCUGUACCUCCGAACACACUCGGCAGACGAGAGCAAGAACGAGUACGCGGCUCAGCUACAGAACUUCAACAGCGAGCAGUGGAAGCACUUCAACGUGGCCAUACCGCAGAUAUUCAAGAACCUGCAGGACAUGGACGAGCGGAGGACAGUGAAGCUGGGAGAGACGUACCGGAGCUUUGCGGAGGUGGAGCGUCGCGUGGUGCCCAUCAUCUCCAAGUGCCUAGAGGGCAUGGUGUCCGCUGGCAAAGCAGUGGACGAGAGGAGGGACUCCACCAUUGUCAUAGAGGCCUUCAAGUCUGGGUUCGAGCCCCCCGGCGAUUUCCCCUUUGAGGAUUUCAGUCAGAACAUCACCCGCACAGGCUCGGACGGCACCAUUGGCACGCCCAAGAAUGAGGGGGGCAAACCGGACCCCAGACACCACGUCAACAAAGCCAAGAACAAGCUCUGGCUCUUUGGUAAAAAGCCAAAGGCUCCAACGUUGGAGGAUCUGAGCCACCUGCCCCCUGAACAGAGACGCAAGAAGCUGCAGCAGCGAAUUGAGGAGCUCCAGAAAGAACUGCAGAAAGAAGUCGACCAAAGAGACGCGCUGAACAAGAUGAAGGAUGUGUACGAGAAGAACCCCCAGAUGGGCGACCCCAGCAGCCUGCAGCCCAAGAUCUCAGAGACCAUGUGCAACAUGGAGCGCCUGCGCUCAGAGAUCCACAAGAAUGAGAGCUGGUUGUCGGAGGUGGAGGGGAAACAGAGCUCCCGUGGUGACCGGCGGCCCAGUGCAGAUGUCAACCAUCAUGCACCUCCCGGGAGAGAGAGUCCUGAGGGUAGCUACACAGACGACCCCAGUCAGGAGCACCGCAGUCCUCCUCAGCCGGACCCUCACGAGUUUGAUGACGAGUUUGACGAUGACGACCCCUUACCUGCCAUCGGACACUGCAAAGCACUCUACUCAUUUGAUGGUGCAAACGAGGGCACGUUGGUGAUGAAGGAGGACGAGGUGCUGUACGUGAUCGAGGAGGACAAGGGCGACGGCUGGACGCGGGCUCGCAAGCAGACGGGCGAGGAGGGCUACGUGCCCAGCUCCUACGUGGACAUCACGCUGGAGAAGAACAGCAAAGGUUCCUGAGUGGCGUUGGUUGGGGUGUGUGUUGGGUGAGGCAUUUAUUUUUUGAGGGGGUGGAGGUUGCAACAUAUGCAGCCCUCCAUCUAUCUAAGGGGAGUGGGGGGGAUGGGGAGUGGAGCGUGCUGGAGGUUUCACAGGACGAGCGGGCGUUAAUGAGAGCAGGAAGAGAAGAGAAGGACAGAGGGAGAGAGAGAUAGAUAUAGAGAGAUCUAGAAGGAGGGGGUGUGCAAGCCCCUUAGAGAUGCAGGAAGCAUGUUUGCAUGCCGCUCCAUCUGUCCCUAUGACUAUCCAUCCGCCUAUCCAUCCAUCCAGUUUUUUUCUCUUUUUCACAACCGCAGUUACCGCCAUACCUUUGAACGUAGAGAAAGCUAGAGGAUGGCUGGGGUGUUUAAUCUCAGUGCGUCUGGUAGGGAAGAACUAGAAUCACCAUCAUAAUCAUCAUCAUUCGCAGCAGCAUAGACCAGCAUGCAUUGCUCUCCUCAUCUCUGCCCUUUGACCUGACUGCAUUUGGGCCUCUGCCUGGUCGCUUUCCCUCUCCUCCACUAACCAACUGCCUGCUCUCUUCUGCAGUGGUUUACACGUGCUGCUUCAUCCCCAGGUCUCGUGCAAAGUGGGGAUGACAUGUAAACUGCACAUCACGCUUGUAUGGCAUCAUCGUCCUUCAUGCUUGCCACCAUGCCAUUCUCCUCUCAUGCCUGUAACACUGUGUCUUUUCUAGCCCGCAAACAAACCCAAUGACUUUAGCUCUGUGUUCUCCCAGGGCCAGUCUUUAUAAAAUAUAACUACUUUUAUUCUGUUGUAUAAACUCCAUCAUGUUCCUUUUCCUCUGUGAUGUUUUAUGUUGGUCAUAUCAUUUUGGUUUGACUGUAUGGUUGACUCAUUUUUUGCCUUGCUGACAACCAACCAUCUUGAAUGUCUGUGUUAACAUCAUGCCAUGUCAUGCCGAUGCACCAUCGCAUUCACACAUCUUGUGCUGUUUUAUCAGAAGCAUAUCUGACACUUGGGUGAAUAUAUAAAUCAGUCCAGUAGUCUACAGCAGACUUCAGCCUCCCGCCACGCUCCUACUCCUCCCCCGUACCCCCAUUCCCCACCCUUCCUCCUCCUCCUCCUCCGCCUCACUGCACCGAUACUGCUGCCGGUGCCGGAAGAGAGCUUCUGUAUUACUACUACGUCACACCACCAGAUGGCGCUCGCGCACCACGGAGAGCAGCAGCUGAAGCAGCUACACACCAGAUGGCCUGGAGUUCUUCAAGUGUGGAUGAUGGAUGUGUCCCAAUCCCCCUCAUCCCCUCAAACACAGGGGGAGGUAGAGAUAUCUAGAGAAUGGACCUCAGUGCUGGCCAAAACAACACCUUUGUCCUCAGCCAAGCCAAGCCAAACCAAACCAAGCCACGUUAAACCCUCCUCAGCCCAGUGCCUUGAUGUUGCCUGAACAUGUGUUCAGAUGCCAGGCAUGGGGGCGCUGUUUGGUGCCCCCUGCUGGGCAAGGCGAGACGAGCCUUACCCAUCAUCCUUAACCUUCUGCAAUAUCACAGGUGCUCGGCAGAAAAACAAACAUACAAAUGUACACACAGACACCCAUGCACACACAAACUUUCACGUACAUCCAUACACGCAUACUCAAACACAUGAAGCGGUGCUCACAACUGCUUCCCCCAACCCAGUGAACCACAAUCAUUGGAUUAGAAACAUGUACAUCCUUUCUCAAGUGUCUGUUGAAUGUGAAUGUGAUUUGUCUUUGUUUUUAAAAUAUUCAUACACAUUGAUCAUGCACAGAGGAAGGCAGCUGUGCGUAUGCCCUGUGGGGUAUGUUUGAUUCGCCUGCUCUCUCUCCUUUUAUACUACAGAAUUUGUAUGUUUUUAACAUUUUUCUCAUUCCAUAUUGAAUGUGUUUUUUAUUUUAUUUCAUCUUUAAUUACUUUUUAAAUUCUGGGGUCGGGGAGGGAAGAGGGGAAGGGAGUUGGAGGGGUGCAAUAAGCGGUUAUCACCCCUCGCGAUCGAUUCGUGCUGUUAGCCCAUCUGAACCGUGCUCUUCUUUGUUUAGGGGUCGAAACACCUUUUCUGAAGAGAGACCUGGUCUUGACUAAUGCACUUUUUUUACCCUAUAGCAUUUGAAAUAAUAAUGAAUAAAUUAAUGAAUGAUGUUGUUACUUUUA